Mesorhabditis spiculigera is the source of this 2430-nucleotide messenger RNA. Lineage: Eukaryota; Metazoa; Nematoda; Chromadorea; Rhabditida; Rhabditidae. The record is from the annotation of a GenBank genome assembly.
AUGGACCGGGCGCGGAAGAGCAACGGCGUCGUCUCGAUGCGGUUGUUCGCCAACUGGGACAUCGACAAGACCGGCAACGACAUUGUCCAGAGGGUUGCCAAUUUUUCGGUGAAUCGCCUCCAAUUACGCACGCUGGCGCCCGAGCUGCAGAGUAUCGUGAUCACCGCCCGGCUGCAGGGUCACAAGCGGAAUCUGCGCAGCAACGAGAUUGCCCUACCGGCACGCACUGGCCAGCUGGACUUGCCAUUGGAUAUUUCGUUUGCGAUUCAGUACCCGCACUUCCUCAAGCGCAAGAUCAACGUGCUGCAGAUUCUCAUCCAGCGGCGGCGGCGUUAUAAAAAUCGCCCGAUCCCCGGCGGCUUCAAGACGUUGGCCAUUGGCCUGGUCAACCUGACGCAACUCCUCCAGCAGGGCCAGCUGCACGAGAUUCUGCUGUGGAACUCGGACGAUUUGCAGAAGGAGAACACGGCAAACGUGCAAAGCAUCGGGCGGCUCAACUUUAGCGUGUGCGCGACGCAGCCGCUCGACUCGGACACCGGGCCGCCGAAGGGGAAACCGCUGGGCGAAUUGAGCGAGGACUCGGAUUCGGAGACUGACGACGAGGCGGAGGCCCCAGCCGACAGCGAUCACCACGACGCCCCCUCCACGGCCAACCCGCCCGGCAAAAGGAUGGGCGGCGACCGGCGGAAGUUUGCGCACCGGAAAAACCUGAAACAGAGAAUCGUGUCGUUGCUCAAGAAGUUUAAGGUCCCCGAGGAGGAGGAGACCAAUUUCCCGCCCUCGACGUCGGCUUCCGUCGCUCGCGCUCCUACAGCCAAGGAACUCGAGGCGCUCUUCGAGGAGCUCGACGACUUGAGCGAUUCCGGCCCUGAAGGAAUGCUUGGCGACGACAUCUCGAUCGACUCCAUCCCCAGGCCCAACCUUCAGCCCUAUUUUAGUCGGGAGCGCAUCCCGGCAUUGGCAUCGAUUGAUGAUGAAAAGUGUUCGGACAGCGAGAACGAGGAGAAUGAAUGGUCAUCCGGGGAGCGAGAAGGGCGGAAGGAGACGACGACCAGUUACGUGGACAAUGAUACGCCGCGUCGCCCCCAGAAGCCGAAUAAAACCGUUCAACCGACGCUGAGCGACGCGAAAAUCGGCCCCUCUGCUAGCCGGACGACUAUUUCUCACUCGCUGACGGCGGGCAGCAUCGCGACGACGACCACGCCGCUCGCCCGCGAUUCGAAAACCCAGCGGAACGCUAGUUUUGGAGACCAUAUCCUCUCCCCGGAAACGCCCUUCAUCCGCGAUUUCGGCGAGUGCGUCUGGCUCUUCCACCCCUCCGAUCUCCCUCUCCAGCUGCCCUCUGCAGUACGCGCUGUCCCCUGUACGACCGUGCAGAAUGUACGCGCCGUCCUCGGGCAGCUCGUGCAAAAGCUGCACAACUUCUGCAACUCCAACUCGAACUCGCCGCCGUUGACGUGGAUCGGAGUGCUGGGAGGGGAUCGGCUGAUUUCUUUUGUGCUACGCUCGUACGUCGAGCUCGUCGCCCACCGCUCUUCCACCCCAUUCCUGGCGUCGAUCCGGUUCGCGCUGGUCCCGCCGCCGCACAGUCUAUGCGGAAGGCUGAUUUCUGGCAUCGACUCGGUGCUCGAUGCCCUGUGCCACGACGUCUGGGAGCGCAGCGCUGAGAUGAGCCCAGCUGAGAUUCAAAGGUUAAACGCCCAGCUCGACGCGUGGGCCAAGAACCUGACCGCCGGCUGCAUCCAUCUGCCAAUCGGGGAGGCGCUGCUCCAAAUGCCGGAAAAGGAGGGACAGUCCAUUGACUCCACUCGUCUGUUCGUCCCCUUCUUGGCCGAGGUUCGAGUAGGGCAGAACGAUCCCGAGGACCUGCCGGAAACGGUUAGCAGCCCCAGGGACAUCGACAAGGAGCUUCAGCCGGCCUCCACAUCAUCUGCUUUCGUCUCCGGCUCCCCUCCAGCCAGCCCCCAGAAUCGGCACGAGACCCAGGAGAUGCAAGUAGAGUACUGGACGGACCCGCAUCAGCAGGAGCCCGGCUCUCAUGCGCCAGGCCACGCCCCCGUCGCCCAGACUCCGCCCAAAAAGGAGGGCAAGGGGUCGCUGAAGAGCACCUUUAGAACGCUCCUCGUGACGCGCACCUGCGCCCAGCCCCUCCUCGCCCUCACCUUUGUCAAGGAGAAGCGGAAGGAGAAGAUGCUGCAGAAGUUGGGGAUGAAGAACCGACAGAAAAGCGAAGCCGAGAACCCGCCCGUCCAGGUGACGAACGUCUCACGGCUGCUCUGCUCCGGCGCUCAGAAGCACAGUCAACUCGCUGUAUGCGUUGAUGGGCAAACGUUUCCGUCUGUGCGCUUCUUCCAGACGUCCUCCCAAUGGCCGACCCAUAUCCGCACCCUGCCCGUCUCCAUCAUCUCGUCGCUGCCCAAUUUUUACAAA